Messenger RNA from Aegilops tauschii subsp. strangulata, 978 nucleotides. The record is from RefSeq and is a predicted model, not a curated record. Lineage: Eukaryota; Viridiplantae; Streptophyta; Magnoliopsida; Poales; Poaceae.
AUGGCAAGGCAUGUGUUCAAUCGUAUCCGAGAGGGAGUGGUUGCUCAUGACCCAUACUUCGAGUGCAAGACGGAUGCCCUUGGCAAGCUUGGAUUCUCCUCUUACCAGAAAUGCACCGCGGCCAUCCGCAUGCUUGCAUAUGGAAUUUCAGGCGAUCUGGUGGAUGAGUAUGCUGUGAUCGAGGUGUUUGGCCCAGAGUACUUGAGGCAGCCAACUGCCGCUGAUACAGAGAGAUUGUUGGCGACCAACGCAGCUAGAGGCUUUCCAGGCAUGCUAGGCAGCAUAGAUUGUAUGCACUGGGAGUGGAAGAACUGUCCAUUUGCUUGGCAGGGCCAGUACAAGGGGCAUGUCAACGCGUGCACUGUCAUAUUAGAAGCGGUGGCUUCGCAGGAUCUUUGGAUAUGGCAUUCUUUCUUCGGCAUGGCAGGUUCUCACAAUGAUAUCAAUGUGCUGCAGCGUUCUCCAGUCUUCGCAAGGCUUGCAGAAGGCCACUCCCCACCUGUCAACUUUGAGAUCAACGGCCACCAGUACAACAAGGGAUACUAUCUAGCUGAUGGUAUAUAUCCUCAGUGGUCAACUUUUGUGAAGACAAUCUUGAAACCCCAAGGUGAGAAGAGAAAGAGAUUUGCCCAAAUGCAAGAGAGUGCUAGAAAGGAUGUGGAACGUGCUUUCGGUGUGCUUCAAUCCCGGUGGGGUAUCGUUCGAAACCCUGCACUGUCAUGGGAUGAAAGGAAGCUUUGGGAGGUGAUUACUGCUUGUGUGAUCAUCCACAACAUGAUCGUCGAGGACGAGCGUGAUGAGAGUAUCUUCGACCAAGGAUUUGAUUAUCAAGGUGAAAAUAUUGAGCCCCUGCACCAAGACCCGGCCACAUUUGAACAAUUUGUGCAAUUCCACCGUGAGAUGCGUGAUUGGCACAGCCAUUUGAAUCUUCAAAAUGACUUGAUUGAGCACGUGUGGGAUCACAUUGGCAACCAAUAG